AUGCACUCGUUCUUCAACCUCUUCUUCACGCUCGUGGCCGUACUCGCAGGCCGAGCACUCGCUCUAAACAUAACCAUUGGUGGCUCGCUGGGCGUCAUACCUGCCACCCAGUUCCUGAACGUCAGCGAUGCGACGCUCGCGAGCGACUGCCAGACCCAGUGUGCCCCCGGUUUCACCGCCAUCCAGGCAUGCACGGACGACGUCUGUCUGUGCGACAUGUCGACCGUUACCGCGGUUACCGCCUGUGAACAAUGCAUGUUCAACGACCUGAUCUCGAAAAACACCGUGAGCUCCGACCCGAGGGCCGGAUCUGCCACGGCGCUUUCAGCGUACGCUGCCGCAUGCCUCGCCUCGGUCAACGUCACCGUUCCCACGACGGAGAUUACGCUGACGCUCCCCUCAGAUUGGGACGGGCCUUUUGGGCUCGGGCUCGACACGGCCGGUACGGUGAUCACCCUUAUCGCGGGCAUUCUGUUGGCCGGCGGGUCUCUUACAAUCCUCAACACGAUGUGA
Molecule: messenger RNA, 513 nt
Organism: Sparassis crispa
Lineage: Eukaryota; Fungi; Basidiomycota; Agaricomycetes; Polyporales; Sparassidaceae
Exons: 5
Coding region: 1-513 (170 amino acids)
Source: RefSeq, a predicted model, not a curated record